CAGAGUUAGGGGAGGGCUGAGGGAGGAUAGUCCCAGUGGCAGUGGGCAGCACCAGGACAGAGGCACUGUGCGUGGGUGAGAGCGAUUAAACCAGCAGCAGCUACUUCUUGUUUUCCCCAGCCGUGGUCUCUGUGCGGAUCAGGAAAAGGAAAGGUCUUCAGAGGAUACUGGCCAAAAUGCCCAGUCUUAAUGAAUUAGUAGAUAUGGAGGUGCUUACGGCAUAUGCCAGAUAUGCGGUCAUCCUCAUCGUAAAAAUGAUGCUGAUGAGCAGCAUAACAGCAUUCUUUAGGAUGAAGAAAAAGGCGUUUUCUAACCCUGAAGAUGCAGCAUCAGUUGCUAAAGGAGAGAAUGCCAAAAAAUAUUUGAGGACUGAUCCAGAUGUGGAGCGCGUGCGCAGGAUCCAUCUCAACGACCUUGAGAAUAUCAUCCCAUUCCUUUUCAUUGGGUUCUUCUAUGCUUUCAGUGGUGUUUCCCUCUCCAUAGCCUUGAUGCAUUAUAGAAUCUUUCUUGGGUCUAGGAUCUUCCAUACCAUCGCCUACUUGGUACCCCUUCCCCAGCCCUGCAGGGGAUUGGCUUGGACAGCUGGUUAUUUUGUUACUUUUUCAAUGAUAUUCAAGCUUGUGCUACUUGGUCUGAAUUUGUAAUAGAAAAGAAAACUGCUGUUGUUAGGCCACUGUAAAUGCUACCCCAUAGUAGUUUUUAAAAAUUUGCCUUCAGGAAACCCUCCUUUGCCUGCCACAGAAUUUCCAAAUGCAUGGCAGCACAUCAUGGGGCAUGCUCUAGGACAGGAGUGGGGAGCCAAAUGUUGUUGGACUGCAGCUCCUAUCAUCCCUGAUCGCUGGCCAUGCUGGCUAGGGCUGAUGGGAGUUUGAAUCCACUGGAGGGCACCAAGUUCUACGCCCCUGUUCUAGGGACCAUGCUUAGUUCACAUGAGAUGCUGGUCAACCAUAUUGGAUCUCACCAUUGCCCACUUGAACUGAGAACGUGACCCAGACCACAUUCACACUGUACAUUUAUUCCACUAUUAUUCCACUUUAAACAGUCAUGGUUUGCCCCAAAGAAUCCUGGGAAAUGUAAUUUGUGAAAGGUGCUGGAAGUUGUUAGGAAAGCCAUAUUUCCCUUACAAACCUGCAGCUCCCAGAGUUCUCUGGGAAGAGGGACUGAUUGUUAAACCACUUGGAAUUGUAGCUCUGUGAGGAGAAUAGGGGUCUCCUAGCAACUCUCAGCACUCUUCACAAACUACACUUCCCAGGAUUCUUUGGGGGAAACCAUGACUGGUUAAAGUGUAAUAAUAGUGGAAUAAAUGUACAGUGUGAAUGUGGCCCCAGAACAAACCCUGAUACUCUCCUGCAGCUGUGCAUUCCAGGGGAAGAUUAAUCGGCGGUGGGUAAACAGUUUCCCAGGGAAAUGUGCCUGCCCUCCGCAUUGAAAGACCAUAGCUGAAGUGGUAGAGCACAUGUCUUGCACGAAGAAGGUCCCAUGUUCAAUACUAAAAGGGAUCAGCAAGCAGGCAAGGGGUAAAGACCUCUGUCUGAGAUCCUGGAGGAAAAAACUGCUAGUUCCAGUAUGCAAAACUGGGCUGAAAUCUAUGAGCCAAUGGUAUGAGCCAAUCUAAGGCAGCUUCAGAAGACCUGGACAAGCUGCUUCAGAAUUCAGUUUUAAUCCACUGCUGUACCAAACUUUUCAAGUGCUCUUCUGUAUGACUUACACCCUGUGUUGGGCAUUAAAGCUCCAUGACUAUUCUCUGCUUUUGCUGGUGUUGCUAUCAGUACUUCACAUUUAGUGAGCACCAGUACAGAAAGAUGUAGAAAGCUGCCUUCUACUUAGCUCAGCAUUGUCUGAGUAGUGGGGAGCCUGGGACCCCCGGAUGUUGCUGGACUAUAGCUCCCAUCAUCCCUGACAGUUGAUCAUUCUGGCUGGGGCUGAUGGGAGUUGGGACUCCAAUGACGUCUGGAGUGCCACAGGUUCCCCAUCCUUGGUCUGCACUGAUUAGCAGCUGCUCUCCAGGGUUUCUCAUACAAGAGUCUUUCCUAGUACUAGCUGGAGAUGCCAGGGAUUGAAACUGGGACCUUCUGCAUGCAAAGCAUGUGCUCUGCCACUCAGCUACACCCCUCCUCCAACAUGAUCUUUGUUCAGACCAAUCAAGACGUUGUUCACCAUUGCCUCUUCAUCAUUUGCAUGAUCACUGUUUUGGUAAGCCUAUUGUUGUGCGUACUGUUUUCCAUAUUAAAAGUUAGGGGUUAUUACCCAUGAUAGGUAGGUGGACUUACACGUAAAGAGGCAAACCUACAUGUACUUUGGAAUACCAGAAGCUAGAGGCUAGCAAUAAGGGAUGGCCAGCACUUUUGUGCCCUUCUUGUGAAUUUCUAGAUGCCUUUGGUUGGCCACUGUUGCAACAGAACCAAGGGCUAGAUAGGUCUUUGGUCUGACUCAGCAAAGCUGUUUUUAAGUUUGUUCACGUAGCUGAAUUUUCCUUGUAGUGGCCAUAUUUUGGAUGGUGGUGGCCUUGUUUCCCCCUGCAUAGAAUUGAUAAUACAGCUCCCUUCAUCCCUAACUACUGGCCACAUUGGCUGGGGUUCAUGGGAGUUUGCGUCCCCUGGAGGGCAUCAGGUUCUCCACCCCUGUUUUGGAGAUCUUGCUCAGUUCACAUGAGAUGCAAAGGAGUCUCCAGAAAUUGGGCUGUUUACAGGGGGGGGGGGAAAUGGCCACUGCCACAAAAUUUAGUAGCAACCAUGUUUUUUCCACACACAGUUGACAGUUGACUCCACUUCCUGGACAUUGUGUAGAGCAGGUUUCCACAUGAUACCCUCCAGAUGUUUAGAAUUAAAACUCCCAUCAGCUCCAGCCAGCAUGGUCAAGGAUGAUGGGAGUUGUCGGUGAACAACAUCUAGAAGACCUCAAGUCUAGGAAGGCUAGCGUAGAGGAGGAGAAAUGGCCGGCCAUCAGAAGCUGCCAGCCACACGACUAGUGUAAGUCCUCCAUGAAUCCUAGGAUAGCUCACCCUCACAGGAGCAAGGACCUUCUCAGCCCUGAAACCAGUCCUGCUGCAAAUCAUGGUGGGACACUCAUGUUUUCUCAGUUGCAAAUCAUUUUCUGUCUUCAUUUCUGGGAAAAUACAGUGUCUCUGUAACAAAUGCACAGAAGUGAAGUAUGAUAUGCGAACUAGAUGUAACAACAAAUGAGAAACAAAUAGCCACUUGCUAAGCAAUAAACUCAUAAGAGUGGGUAGGUCCUGGGAUCCUUUGAUUAUAAGAUCUUGACAGGUAAACAUGGUACCUGGUGGAUGCCAGUCAUGGUCUCAGUUACAGAUCUGUCACCCUCACUUCACCUCACUCCUUUGUUACAGGCAUCUAGCAAAGCUCCAGCCCAUGCUUGUUGAGCGCAUUAUACCCAUGUUAAUGGACGCACAUCAAACCUAUUUUAUGAGCUCUGACUCUGUAGAUCUACACCUUGAGGUCAUCACAAAAUGUCAUACUGGUGGUUAUAAACCAGUAAAAAGACUUUGCCCAUAAAGUUGCAUGUUUUGAGAGGCUUACCAACAUUCCUUGAACAUCAGUCAGCAUUCCAAAUAAUGUCAUAAUAUUAGCUGCAAUGCUGCCAUGUUCUUUCAGGCAAUUUUUCCUUACAGUAUAUGGUAGCUAGUUCUGGGUAUUUGCAAACAACUUUUUGUUUUGCUCCUGAAGAUUAUCUUUCUCCUCAUCUCUCCUGCACAUACUGUCUCACCUCCAAAUGAUUGGAAUCUCGUACAAGCUUUCAGAUUUUUUAAUGUGCAACAGCUCACUAUUGAUGACAUGUAUGUGUGGUAAUUUUCUACAGAUGCUGUUUUGGGAUGUAUGUUUUUGAAGCAUAAAUAAUAAAGACAACAGCAGAAAAGAAAA
Rhineura floridana is the source of this 3878-nucleotide messenger RNA. RefSeq names its product microsomal glutathione S-transferase 1 (gene MGST1). Gene Ontology annotation, cellular component: membrane; mitochondrion. The coding region runs from base 177 to 644 and encodes 155 amino acids. The record is from RefSeq and is a predicted model, not a curated record. Lineage: Eukaryota; Metazoa; Chordata; Lepidosauria; Squamata; Rhineuridae. Gene Ontology annotation, molecular function: glutathione transferase activity. The transcript has 4 exons.